Medicago truncatula (barrel medic) is the source of this 1446-nucleotide messenger RNA. RefSeq names its product gibberellin 2-beta-dioxygenase 8. The record is from RefSeq and is a predicted model, not a curated record. Lineage: Eukaryota; Viridiplantae; Streptophyta; Magnoliopsida; Fabales; Fabaceae. The coding region runs from base 130 to 1110 and encodes 326 amino acids. The transcript is spliced from 3 exons.
UACUUAUAUGGAUUUGAUAGUCACCUCAUCAUUCUAAUCCUCUCUCUCUAUCGGAUUCACAACAUGUGUUCAUAAUCUAUUCCAAUAAUUUCCAUCUCUCAAUUUCUCAACUUUUUACAUGAAACAAAAAUGAACAACUUGGAUUCCUACCCUCCAAUUCUCCGCCAACAAAACAACCAACAACAAAACCCUUAUGAACCAAAUGACACAAUUGAAGACUCAGAUCCUAUUCCAACCAUAGAUCUUAAGUGCUUAGAACACAAAAAUUUGGAUGAGGCUUGCAAGGAAUGGGGUCUAUUCCGUUUGAUUAAUCAUGGUGUUCCAAUAACCCUUUUGGAACAACUUCAAGAUUUAACCAAACAACUAUUUUCUUUGUCCUUUGAGUCAAAACAAGAAGCAUGCAAUGAAAGCCCUAUCAAAUACUUUUGGGGUACCCCUGCCCUAACUCCAUCUGGGACAGCUAUAACAAAAGGUCCUCAAAAUAUCAAUUGGGUUGAAGGUUUUGAUGUGCCAUUGUGUCAACUCUCUAACUUCCAACAUCAACUUCCUUCACUUGAGUCCAUCAGGCUUUUACUAAUGGAAUAUGCAACCCAUCUUUUAAGAAUUGCUACAACAUUAUUUGAAGCAAUGGUUAAGAACCUUGAGCUGAAUCUGAAAACAACAAAGUCAUAUUUAUCAGAAAACAAUGGCAACAUACGUGUCUAUCGUUAUCCACCCACUGAUGUUGGUUGGGGCAUGGAGGUUCAUACAGAUAGUUCAGUGUUGUCCAUAUUGAACCCAGAUGACCAUGUGAGUGGACUUCAAGUUCUUAAAGAUGAUCAAUGGCUCACUGUAAAGCCAGUUUCCAACACAUUGGUUGUCAACCUUGGUGACAUGAUGCAGGCGAUUAGCAGCGAUAGAUACAAGAGUGUGUCACAUAGAGUGAAGGUAGAGAAAGAUAUAGAGAGGAUCUCACUAUGCUACUUUGUGUUUCCUGGUGAAGACGUUGUGAUUGAGAGCAACAAGUACAAGCCAUUUACUUACAAUGAAUUCAGGGCACAAGUGCAACAAGACAUCAAAACUCUAGGAAAUAAAGUUGGGCUUUCAAGGUUUCAGAAGAAGCAAGGCUAGUUGCGGAGGCAUUCUUUUUUGGUCACAAAUGUAAAUGAGCAGUGUUUGUCACACACACAUAAAAGUUUUUCUUUAAAAUACAACAUCAUUUUAUUAUCGAUUUCUUUUUUAUUAUUAGAAAAAAAAUUAUGUGUAUAUGCUCAAACACUGUUGAUUUAUGUUUGUGACCAUAGUAGAAUUUCGUGAAGAAGACUAUUAGUCAAUCUAAGUGAAGAAGACUCUUAGUUAAUCUAGAGGAUUGGUCUGCCGAAUUAGAUCGUCUUUGGAUCGGAUAUCGAGUUUUUAAAAAUAAUUAAACUGUUUUUGCUAUAAUGGAUAUUUUUUUAUAGUUUUAAA